AUGAGCUGGCUCACGCAGAGUGAGCUCCAAAAGGAUCUGAAAAGACAAACAUUCAAAGGGACGCCCCUUUCUCUUGCCACAACCCUCAACAUGAAGUCUUCCUUGCCCAUUCUUACGCUUUUAAUUGUCUGCCUCGCGACAUGGAAUGGUGUGAGCGCUUCCGUAUUUUUGCCGUACGGCGCGCAGUCCACGAGGAGUGUGCGUUCCUUCGCGAGUCCAUUGGCGUCCAAGAAGAUGGAUCGCAGUAGCAGUAGCCGCGCCGAACUCCGUCGUGUGCUGCGCGAGCGGCGCUCAACUACUUCCAACGCGGCUAUGGCGAUUCCAGGAUACGGAGUUGCCGAGCAAGUCUUCGUUGGCGGCUUUCUCAACUUUUUGAGUAUUUAUAAUAUUGUUAUUACGGCCCGCAUUCUACUGAGUUGGUUCCCUCAAGCGCAGGGGGUGGCUCUUUUGCAACCGGUGUACGCCAUUACGGAUCCGUACCUUAAUAUUUUUCGAGGAAUUAUUCCGCCAAUCUUUGGUUUGGACUUAUCUCCGCUUUUGGCGUUUUUCUUGCUGAACGUUGUAACCAAGUCGACAGCGGCCAUUGGGUACGAGAUUCCGCCACACUUGCAAGACAAGUACCAGAACAAGUCUGUCUUUGGACGAUCGGAAAACAAGUUUAGCAAUUUCGGCAAGCGCAAGAACAACAAAAAAAACCUCUCGAUGAAUCCCUAG
Messenger RNA from Phaeodactylum tricornutum CCAP 1055/1, 714 nucleotides. RefSeq lists its product with no specific name. The transcript has a single exon. NCBI's taxonomy places the organism in Eukaryota, Bacillariophyta, Bacillariophyceae, Surirellales, Neidiaceae. Bases 1 to 714 code for a protein of 237 amino acids. The record is from RefSeq and is a predicted model, not a curated record. Gene Ontology annotation, cellular component: membrane.